This is a messenger RNA of Pan troglodytes (chimpanzee), 980 nucleotides long. RefSeq names its product zinc finger protein 576 (gene ZNF576). Bases 312 to 824 code for a protein of 170 amino acids. Lineage: Eukaryota; Metazoa; Chordata; Mammalia; Primates; Hominidae. The record is from RefSeq and is a predicted model, not a curated record. The transcript is spliced from 3 exons.
UCGGCUCCGAGAGGCUCAUCUGGCAAAAGGGCGCGGAAACCACGGGGGCCCUAAGACUGAGUGGUCCCUAUCCCACUUCUCUCUGGGGCGGCGCUGUAGCCAGCGGCUGACAGGCGCAGCGAAAGGCAGCCCUCUGCUGUAAGGAGGAAAACUGAGGCCUGGGAGCAGGAACCUGUAGGCAGCGCUUGAGGGUAGCGGGAUAGCAGCUGCAAGCGCGCGUGGGAGGCGGGGGCUCUGGGCGGAACAAAAAUCACAGGAUGUCAGAGGAUGUUUCCCGGGAAGAACUGGGAUAAAGGAAGGGUCCCAGCACCAUGGAGGACCCGAACCCUGAAGAGAACAUGAAGCAGCAGGAUUCACCCAAGGAGAGAAGUCCCCAGAGCCCAGGAGGCAACAUCUGCCACCUGGGGGCCCCGAAGUGCACCCGCUGCCUCAUCACCUUCGCAGAUUCCAAGUUCCAGGAGCGUCACAUGAAGCGGGAGCACCCAGCGGACUUCGUGGCCCAGAAGCUGCAGGGGGUCCUCUUCAUCUGCUUCACCUGCGCCCGCUCCUUCCCCUCCUCCAAAGCCCUAAUCACCCACCAGCGCAGCCACGGUCCAGCCGCCAAGCCCACCCUGCCGGUUGCAACCACUACUGCCCAGCCCACCUUCCCUUGUCCUGACUGUGGCAAGACCUUUGGGCAGGCUGUUUCUCUGAGGCGGCACCGCCAGAUGCAUGAGGUCCGUGCCCCUCCUGGCACCUUCGCCUGCACAGAGUGCGGUCAGGACUUUGCUCAGGAAGCAGGGCUGCAUCAACACUACAUUCGGCAUGCCCGGGGGGAGCUCUGAGUGCAGCUUAAGCCUCUCCACGGUGACGGGUGGCUCUGUGGCUGGUAGGACUCACCCAUGAUAUGGGGUGCAGGAACUCUGGGGGCCCUGAAGGAUUUGCUUCCCUCCCCUGGGAAGGCAGAGGGCUCUUAAUAAAGAGGACCCAGAAGAUUCUUA